AUGGUUCCUAUAAUCCCAGAAUCAUGUGGUUGUUCAUAUUCAUGCCCAGAGGAGGAAGCAUUAUUGGAGAUGGCUCGUGAAGCGUUGGCAUCAAGGAGGUUAUCGUUCGACGAAGAUGAGUCGUGUUCAGUUUUAGCCAUGGUUGGUUUCCCGUUCAAGGAUUGUUUAGUCUUAGCUGUGGAAAGUGAAAAUCCCAAAAUGGAUUUCUUGCAUUCAAUGGAGCAAAUGACAAAAGCUUAUAAUGGAUUGAAGCCAGGUGGGGAAAUGGAUUGGGGUUUUUUAGAAGAUUUGCUUACUUGGUUCUUGAGGAUUAAUAAUAUGAAGAAUCAAGAUGUCAUAGUUGCUGCAUUUGUUGACUUGUGCUUGCUUCUAUCAUCCUCUUCUUAA
Nicotiana tabacum (common tobacco) is the source of this 387-nucleotide messenger RNA. RefSeq names its product transcription repressor OFP13-like. Gene Ontology annotation, biological process: negative regulation of DNA-templated transcription. NCBI's taxonomy places the organism in Eukaryota, Viridiplantae, Streptophyta, Magnoliopsida, Solanales, Solanaceae. The record is from RefSeq and is a predicted model, not a curated record.